Molecule: messenger RNA, 533 nt
Organism: Salvia hispanica
Lineage: Eukaryota; Viridiplantae; Streptophyta; Magnoliopsida; Lamiales; Lamiaceae
Source: RefSeq, a predicted model, not a curated record
GAAUCGCCAUCCCAUACUCGAGCCCAAUUGCAAUGUCCUCUUCUUCUUCUCAAUCUUACGGGUCAAGCUUCAAUUGGAAUUGGCCUCGUCCUGAAAUUGUGAACUGUAAUCACGAUCUUGAGGCGGAGCUUGUGAUAUCUAGGACGGCUGCUAACCCGGGUAGACGUUACUAUCGCUGCCGUAUAUGGAAGGAAGAUGACUGCAAGUUUUUUCGAUGGGUUGAUGCGGGUUUGUCCCCAAGCCAAGACAGUUACUUUCAAAGAGUGAAACUUGAACGAGACCAAUUCGAGUCUCAGCUUAGAGCGAAAUCGUUAAUUGAAGGUGUUCUUGAAGAGAAAUUGCACAAAAAAAGUGAGGAGUGCGAAGCGUUGAAGUUACAAUUGGCAAUGAAAACUGACGAGUGUGGAGCAUUGACACUGAAAAUCGCUAAUACAAUGAAAACAUCCCGAAGUUUUAAGCAUCAGUUCAUCACUGCUAUGCUACCAAAAUAUAUAAGUUCAUCCUUGCCACCAAAAUACACCAUCAUUGUUUAA